Amoebophrya sp. A120 is the source of this 2997-nucleotide messenger RNA. The record is from the annotation of a GenBank genome assembly. Lineage: Eukaryota; Dinophyceae; Syndiniales; Amoebophryaceae.
CCAAAAUGCUGUUCAGCGAGGCACAUGACCAGCGAUUUUUUGAGGGAUUUUUGUCUGUUGGAAUCUACCAAUAAAAGAACAAGAAGUACUUAAAUGUAAAGAGCAUGUGCUUUGUCUGUGCCCGAACCAAACAAUUUUUCGUGUAGCGUUGAAGUUGAAAACAGACAUUGAUUACUUAAACUAUGAAUCGCUUAGUGCACCAUCCGGAUGAAGACGCCCCUUCGGCUGCCGCGGAAAAACCACCGCCAGGCCCAACUACGCGUUUCACGUGGCAGCCCGCGUUCGCCUUUACGAAACGAAAUUCCAAGGUACUACAAGUACACCGAAGGCAACAGUCAGCCGACAGAAAUAGAGAACAACUUGCCGUUGGUGCGGGCGGUGGAGAUGAAAGACGCAGCGGCACUCCGCCAUAUGACUUGCAAAACAAGUAUCGUACUCGUAUAAAUGCAUUACAAAUUUCCUCAGCGUGAGAAAUAAGAUUUGUAAUGCAGAUUUGCCUUGGGAACAAGAUUUGUAAUGCAAGACUUGCAUUUGUACGAGAGCAGCGAUACUUUUGCACAGGAUAGGGAUACACCACGAAGAACUACAACAGAACCGCGGUCCAUCGUCACCUACUGCCCCCGGAUCGAACUGAAAGACGACCCGGAAGGAGUUAUCAAAAUGGAAAUUCUCCCCUCCCCAUACUCAAACUGGAAAUUUGUGAUGCAGAUUUGUGGUCACAAAUCAGCUCUGUCAUGCUAGAAGGGAAAAGAUGCGGACUGUGCCUGUAGUGCUGGGUGGCGCGUGGGAAAGCCUUGCGGCUUCAGCAUCACAGGAGGCAUCUGGAAGUGGGAAGCAGCAUGACAAAUUGCCUGCAAACGAGGCCACAACUGCGGCGCUUGCCCCUCUAGCAAUAGAAGCCGACUUGUGUACUCAAAUACAGCAGCACAAGUUUCGGCUUCGAUAUGGGGAGGGGGGAUUUUUCCCUUUGAUAGGAGUGAAAAAAUUGGAAAAAAUCAAAAAAGUGCGGGCCCUGCACGAGGACAAUACUAGGACCACCGCUCCUGCUGCUUGUGCGCCUGGUGUUGCCGUUGAUGACACCGUAACUACUCCUAGCGGCGGGGCGAGCGGCGAAGGACACGGUGCAAAUGCAUCUUCCGAAGCGGCCGCUUCAAAGCUGCUGCGCCAGGGCGGCGACAAUGCUGAUAACGAGGACCCUCAGCGACUACAACAUGUGGAAAUUUUUGUGACUCGAACGACCGAGGAAUACCGCAAGAAGUCGCUGGAAGUUCAACACGAAGUUUUACUUCAUGCGGACGGUGUUGCUGCGCAGAAAAAUGAUCUGGCUCUUCCUCUCCAACCUGGAAAAAAUAUUAAGCCACCGCAAAAUUACAACCUGUUCUGGGAGAUCGGGUGUUCAGAGGGGAUUCUGACGAAAAAAUUGUUGCGAAAGAUAAACAUGGCGGAGUUAAACUUCGAGAAGAAGAGGAGGGCGACGUUGAAGAUUUCGCGUAAAAUAAAUGCUGAUGCUGCAGCCUCUGUUGAACAAGACCACGAGGUACUAUCAAGAAGUACACCAUCCUCAACCCUGUUCGCGGUCGACGUCGGCGAGAAAUGCGUGCAGGAUUUGAGGAACUACUUUGGCAGUUCUACUUCUUCGAGUCAAGACUCCCCCAUGACUUUGACUGAAGUAGAGCGAGAGCAGCAGCAACAAAUUAUACCAGAUGGUGAACAACUGCAUCAAGCAGAAGAAGAAGAACAAGCAGAAGAAAUACAUGCUGCGUCAAGUUCAACUGGUGCAACAUCAUCUCACCCGCAGAAGUCGAGGACAACAAAUAGUAACCGGAUUCUCCUCCAGAAGUUCGAUGUCUUGGAAGACAGUUUUCAGGAUUCGCUACUAAGCUGCAUGAAGAACAAGAACAUAGGAGAAAUUAUAAAUGGAAACGAACAGGAGCUACAGCACGACAAAGCUCUCUUCUACAACCACGUUGCGGUUUUCCUCGACAUCUGUGGGAACCGGGAUGCGUUGACGGUUCUAGAGGCUAUUGAGAAAGUGGUUGGGUUUUUGAAACAGCUGUCGCCGAGGAAGAAGAAGAAGAUUCAAAUCGUCGUGAAGUCCGAAUUUCUAUCCUGUGCAGAAGCAUCGUACUCGUAGUAAUUGCAAUCAUGCACGCUCGUAGUAAUUGCAAUCAUGCAUUGCAAAUUUUUUUCUCAAGGUAAAUCCGCAUGACAAAUUUUAUUUCUCAUGCUGAGUGAAUUUGUCAUGCAUUUAUACGAGUGCGAUACUUUUCCAAUGCAUAAUUUCUCUCGCGGAUCGUGGAGGAGCAGUGGGAGCCGCAUUUCAGAGGACCAGUAUCAACUGUAAAAAUGUCUGGGUCUGGAAGAUUCUGACACUUGUCAUGCACGUUUUGCAUGAGCCAUGAUGUCUGUGAUGCACAUCCUAGCAAUACAGAUUUUUAGAGAGCUUGUUGAUGCGUAUUCCGCAUGACAAAUGCCUUCUCAGCGUAGCAAGAAUUGCAUUUCCACCUGUGGCACUCAUGCAAUACAGACCUUUUUGGAAUCCAGAUGCAGCAUCGCAAGUUGCAUUCUUCCAGACCCAGACAUUUUUACAUUUGAUAACCAGACAUCGGGAAUUCUAACGGCGUUCAAGUUGGACUUGGAGCUGCACUAGCAGAUCCAGAUGCUACGACAACAACGCCGUCGAGUCACUACCACAGCGACUGGACGCCGCUGUUUCUCUCUUUGAUCGAAAAACUACGGCCGAAUCGGCAGCACGUGCCGAGAAAGGCUGGGAGCGAGAAGAUGAAAGCAUCAUCUUCUACUUCAAAGCGGCUGCAAGAAGAAAAAGAGCAAGAAGACGUCGUCGCGAUGAACAGGAGUAACAUAUCAAGUAGUGUAGUACAAAAUCGGAAAAUAAACUUUGCGGGAGCGUAGGUCGCCGCGGUCGCACAUCAAGAACUGUAAAAAUAAAUUGUUAGCGACUGUCAACAAGGAAGCUACAGGACCGUUUCUUCAACG